GUAGCGAAGGCAGCUCCACCCGGCCUGAGCAGUGCUAGCACCUUCCCCAGGAGACCGUUGCAGUUCUCCAUGGUAACCAUGUGCGAUCGAAAGGCCAGGAUAAAAAAUGCGGACAUGUCAGAAGAGAUGCAACAGGACUCAGUGGAUUGCGCUACUCAGGCGCUGGAGAAACACAGCAUAGAGGACAUUGCGGCUCAUAUCAAGAAGGAAUUUGACAAGAAGUACAAUCCCACCUGGAGUUGCAUUGUGGGGAGCAACUUUGGUAGUUACCUGACACAUGAAACCAAACACUUCAUCUACUUCUACCUGGGCCAAGUGGCCAUUCUUCUGCUCAAAUCUGGUUAAA
Messenger RNA from Symphalangus syndactylus (siamang), 346 nucleotides. Its product is annotated as dynein light chain 1, cytoplasmic-like. Lineage: Eukaryota; Metazoa; Chordata; Mammalia; Primates; Hylobatidae. Gene Ontology annotation, biological process: motile cilium assembly; intraciliary retrograde transport. Gene Ontology annotation, cellular component: cytoplasmic dynein complex. Gene Ontology annotation, molecular function: dynein intermediate chain binding. The record is from RefSeq and is a predicted model, not a curated record.